Messenger RNA from Ipomoea nil (Japanese morning glory), 456 nucleotides. Its product is annotated as protein lingerer-like. NCBI's taxonomy places the organism in Eukaryota, Viridiplantae, Streptophyta, Magnoliopsida, Solanales, Convolvulaceae. The coding region runs from base 1 to 456 and encodes 151 amino acids. The transcript has a single exon. The record is from RefSeq and is a predicted model, not a curated record.
AUGAAGCAGAGAAGGGGCGGGGACAUGGUGGAAAGCAGCAAGGUGAGGAGGCGAGGAGCAAAAGGGAGGGUGCCGAGGACGGUAAAGGAAAAAAAGAAAGAAAGGGCCAAAGCAAGGUCGAGGAGAACGGGUGGCAGGGGAGUGUCAAGAAGGGAUGACGAGAGGACUGGGCACGAGGGAGCAGAAAGGAGGAGCAAACGGAGCAAGACUGGGGGAGAAGGAAGUCGCGGAGGGGCAGAGGACAGGGGACGGACAGAAAAAGAGAAUGGCAGGCCACCGGGCAGGAGGGGCGCAGGGAAGGCCGGGGGCGCCACGAAGGGACAGAUGAGAGAGAGACAUCACAAACAAGCGGAGUGGGCCCCCGAGGGUGGAGGGGGCAGGGCGAGGGCCAGGGAGGGGAAGGUAAGGCGCGGGAAGGCAGAAUGGAGGGAGGCAGGGGGCAGGGAAGGGGGGUGA